This is a messenger RNA of Aricia agestis (brown argus), 2526 nucleotides long. It is a transcript of the gene ClC-b, whose product is annotated as H(+)/Cl(-) exchange transporter 7. Gene Ontology annotation, cellular component: intracellular membrane-bounded organelle; lysosomal membrane. Gene Ontology annotation, biological process: transmembrane transport; chloride transport. The transcript has 16 exons. Gene Ontology annotation, molecular function: voltage-gated chloride channel activity. The coding region runs from base 120 to 2486 and encodes 788 amino acids. The record is from RefSeq and is a predicted model, not a curated record. Lineage: Eukaryota; Metazoa; Arthropoda; Insecta; Lepidoptera; Lycaenidae.
AGUAGUGAUUUGAAUAUAUCUUCGUUGUAUAGUAUUUUGUCGUUAGUAAAUAACUUUUUCUAAGACAUAAAAUAAAUAUAAUAACAUUGAUGAUUUCUAGUAUUUAAUGUUUGAUCAAAAUGAGUAAUUUAUCGCUAAAUGGCGAUGUAAGUGAUACGACAGACACCGUAAACCUAAUAAGUAAUGAAGCCAGUACAUCAAAUGCCACACAAUUCAAUUCGAACCUGCAGGAACCGGAAGAAGAUGACUCAACAGGCAGUCAUGGUGUGAGAAGGAGAAAACCUACUGAAACAUUUGAGCGUGGAUCUCUGAAUGUUCUUUCUGCUAAAUAUGAGAGCUUAGAUUAUGACACAUGUGAGAAUAAUUUACUUCUAGACGAAGAAAGAAAAAGAGGUUAUCCAUUUAUAGUAUGGAAGGAUAUUUCACGAUGGAUAGUAUUCUUGAUGAUUGGUGUGAUCACAGCUCUUAUAGCUUUUAUAAUAGAUAUAUGCAUAGAAGAAUUCUCAAAUAUCAAAUACACACAGCUAAAGAAAUCUGUGGAUAAAUAUGUCCUACUUGAUAAACUAUACAUACCAUAUUUGUUGUGGGUGUUGACAAACAUCUGUAUUGUUUUCAUUGGAUCUGUGUUGGUUGCAUAUGUUGAGCCUGUUGCAGCGGGAAGCGGUAUUCCUCAAGUGAAAUGUUACUUAAACGGUGUGAAAGUGCCACGGGUGGUCAGAAUCAAGACCCUCAUUGUGAAAACAGUAGGGGUCAUCACCGCAGUAGUUGGUGGACUGGCGGGAGGAAAGGAAGGUCCCAUGAUCCACAGCGGGGCGGUGGUGGCGGCGGGCAUCUCGCAGGGCAAGAGCACCACCUUCAACAAGGACUUCAAAGUCUUCGAAUACUUCCGCGAGGACCACGAGAAGCGGGACUUCGUUUCCGGCGGCGCGGCGGCCGGCGUCUCCGCCGCUUUUGGCGCACCCAUCGGUGGUGUUUUAUUUUCGCUGGAGGAAGGAACAAGUUUCUGGAAUCAAGCUCUCACAUGGCGGACGUUUUUUGCCACAGUUGUGUCAACUUUCACCUUGAACUUCGCGUUGUCCGCGUACCAUGGUCAUCCAGGGGAAUUGAGCUACCCAGGUUUAUUGAAUCUGGGCAAGAUGGAGCCGUUCCCGUUCGAGUUCUACGAGCUGCCCGUGUUUAUGCUGUUCGGCGUGGUGGGCGGGGCGCUCGGCGCGCUGUGGAACUACAUCAACUAUAGACUCUCUGUCUUCAGAUUAAGAUACGUGCGAUCACGCUGGCUGCGCGUGGCGGAGGCGUGUCUAGUGGCGGGCGCGAGCGCGACGUGCGGCUUCCUCAUGAUGUUCCUGCUCAACGACUGCCGCCCGCUCGGCGAGGACCCCACCAAAGUGCCGCUGCAGCUAUACUGCGCUGACGGGGAGUACAACGCUUUAGCCGCUCUCUGGUUCCAAACCCCUGAAGCAUCAGUACGCUCACUCCUCCACGACCCAUUAGGCAGCUACCGGCCCACAUCCCUGCUGGUGUUCGUGCUAGCCUACUUCCUCCUCUCCACGUGGACCUUCGGCCUGGCCGUCUCCAGCGGCCUGUUCAUCCCCAACCUGCUGACUGGAGCCGCCUGGGGACGACUCCUCGCGAUACUGAUACAGUACACCCUGCCGUCUAAUAGUAUAAACCCGGCCAAGUACGCGUUAAUUGGAGCCGCGGCUCAACUCGGCGGCGUCGUACGAAUGACGAUAUCGCUCGCAGUUAUCAUUAUAGAGACAACGGGACAGAUCUCUAAUGCGCUACCCAUCAUUGUCACCCUCGUCGUCGCGAAGUGGACCGGGGAUUUCUUCAAUGAGGGUAUCUACGACAUCCACAUCCAGCUGGCGGGCGUGCCGCUGUUGGGGUGGGAGGCGCCGCCGCUAGCGCACACCGUCUACGCCUCACAGGUGAUGUCACACCCCGCCGUGAUUCUGCGUACGGUGGAGAGGGUUGGCGACCUGGUGACUAUACUCCAGAUGUUCACACACAACGGCUUCCCCGUCGUCGACCCGACGUCCGAGGAUGAUGAAUCCGAAGUGCCAAAGUACAAACGCCUCCGAGGAUUAAUACUACGCUCCCAGCUGAUAGUUCUGCUACAGAACAAAGUGUUCAACGAGAACCCCAACAUCGACUGGUCUGAUGUAAACAUCAACAUGUUUAGAAAGGAGUACCCCAGGUAUCCGGAUGUCAUGGAAGUGUUUAAAGAUAUGUCCGGCGCCGAUCUGGAGAAUACGAUCGACCUGCGGCCGUACAUGAACCCGUCGCCGUACACGCUGCCACACCGCGCGUCCCUGCCCCGCCUCUUCCGUCUGUUCCGGGCGCUCGGCCUGCGACAUCUGCCGAUCGUGAACGACGUCAACGAGGUGGUCGGUAUGGUGACGAGGAAAGACAUAGCGAGGUACAGAGUGUGGAGACACCACGGAUACAUGGGAAUGCAGGAGUUGCUCAUGUGCGCCGAUAUAUAAUUCAUAAUUAUUAAUCAUAAUAUCAUAGUUUAUUUUUGUG